Molecule: messenger RNA, 4484 nt
Organism: Glossina fuscipes
Lineage: Eukaryota; Metazoa; Arthropoda; Insecta; Diptera; Glossinidae
Gene: chp
Product: chaoptin
Exons: 22
Coding region: 211-4176 (1321 amino acids)
Cellular component (GO): extracellular matrix
Molecular function (GO): protein binding
Source: RefSeq, a predicted model, not a curated record
AUAAAACGGAUAGAUAAAAUAAUUUUUAAAAUUAUCCUUCAAGUGUAAUAAAAAGGACUAACAUUAACUAAUGUGAAAUAAGUAAAAAUAGGAUAAUUUGCGCCACAAGGAUAUUUAAUAACUAAAUAGUGCAUUUCUGUUCAUACGAUUUUUUAAGUGAAUGACAUCAAUGUGUCUUUAGUUGAAAUUAACUAAAAUUAAAUUACGAAAAUGGGUCUGGAGUUUUUCUUCAAAUUUGGGUACGUUUUCCUAACGACAACUUUAAUAAUUAUAAUAUGGAUGUCGCUGGCAAGAGCUUCGGUACACAAUCAUCGCGAAAUGGAGGAGGCGCGAUAUCCACCUUGCACAUUUAAUGCGCUAUGCACAUGUUCAAAAUCGUCAACAGAUUUGGGUAUAGUACACUGUAAGAAUGUACCGUUUCCAGCGCUUCCUCGUAUGGUCAAUCAGUCCAAGGUCUUCAUGUUAAAUAUGGAGAAUACGGGUUUAAGAGAAAUUGAACCAUAUUUUUUACAAUCGACAGGCAUGUAUCGUUUGAAAAUUUCGGGGAAUCAUUUAACCGAAAUACCAGAUGACGCUUUUACUGGAUUGGAACGUUCGUUGUGGGAGUUAAUAUUGCCACAAAAUGAUUUGGUGGAGAUACCGUCGAAAUCAUUUAGACAUUUGCAAAAGUUACGUCAUUUAGAUUUAGGUCACAAUCAUAUCACGCAUGUGCAACAUGAUUCAUUUCGCGGUCUAGAGGAUUCAUUGCAAACGCUCAUACUACGCGACAAUUGCAUUUCAAUGCUGCAGGCUCAUAGCUUUUCAGGAUUAUUAAUUUUGGAAACUUUGGAUUUGAGUGGUAACAAUCUAUUUGAAAUUGAUCCUAAUGUCUUUGUGGAUGGUAUGCCACGUUUAAUGAAACUUUUAUUAACGGAUAAUAUAUUAUCUGAAAUACCGUAUGAUGCAUUGGGACCUUUGAAAAGUUUACGCACCCUUGACAUAUCACAUAACGUGAUAUGGUCUUUGAGUGGUAACGACAGCUACGAUAUUAAAGCCACUGCAAAGUUAAAUUUGGACAAUUUACAUUUGGAAUAUAAUAAUAUACGCAUGUUGCCACCAAAUUCAUUUAAAUAUUUCGAUAUAGUAAAUCGUACAUUUUUCGAUGGUAAUCCAAUACAUACAAUGAGGGAAGAUGCUUUCAAACCAGCUAAAAUACGUGAAAUUUAUAUGCGUUAUUGCGGCUUAACGGAUAUAUCACCGAUGGCCUUUGAUAGUUUGGUAAACACUUUACAAAUCUUAGAUAUAUCUGGAAACAAUUUAAGUUAUAUUCAUCAUAAGCUUUUUAACAGCUUUGAUGUUUUGAGGGUGAUAAGUAUGCGUGACAAUAAUAUUAAAAUUCAACAGCCCACCGAAACAUUUAAUGCGAUGCAAUAUACAUUGCUUAAAUUGGAUUUAAGCGGUGAUAAUAAUGACCCAACAAAUUUACAAACCCUACGCAAUAUGACCAGAAUGAGAAAUAUGCGUUCGCUUUCCAUAUCACGCAUGAGUACAACGUCAAUUGGUGCCGAUGAUUUUAAGGAUUUCGGUGUUGAAUUGGAAGAUUUGCAAAUAACGCGUGCCGCCUUAACGAAUAUUCAGGCGCAUGCCUUUAAAUAUGUAAGAGGUUUGAAACGUCUCGAUUUUAGCGAGAAUAGCUUGCAAAGUAUUGAAUCCGAUGCUUUCCAUGAGAUCGGGCAUUCAUUGAUUUCAUUAAAAAUAGCUCAUGGUUUUUCGGGUACAGCGUUACCAUCGGAUGCUUUGCGGCAUUUGACUUCGUUGCAAGAAUUGGAUUUCAGUAAUAAUAAAAUUCAAACUAUGAGUGAUACAAGCUUUCAUUUUUUGAAAAAUUUAAGACUCUUAGAGUUGCAUGAUAACCGCAUAGAACAAGUUAUGAAAGGAACAUUUCAGGGUGAUAUACAUUCAAAGUUGGAGGAGAUAUCUUUUCGUUUCAAUCAGAUGACUCAAGUCUCUCAACAUACAUUUUUCGAUUUAGAGGCUUUGCGUAAACUUCAUUUGGAUGAUAACAAAAUAGAACGUAUCGAACGACGUGCUUUUAUGAAUCUUGACGAACUCGAACAUUUAAGCUUGCGUGGUAAUAAACUUAACAAUCUAGCCGAAGAAUCAUUUCAGAAUUUACCAAAGCUGGAAACUUUAGAUAUGGCCUUUAAUAAUUUACCCAAUUUCAAUUUUGAUUAUUUCGAUCAGGUCGGUACAUUAUCAAAUUUAAACGUGAAUGUAAGUCACAAUCAAAUUAAAAUGUUAAUGCACAAUUCAUCGUGGAAUGGAAGAAGUGAUCAUGGUUCAAUGUAUCAUUCGAAUAUAAAAAUUUUGGACUUAUCACAUAAUAAUAUAUCUAUUAUACAUCCUGGUUAUUUUCGUCCUGCUGAAAUAUCUUUGACUCAUUUACAUUUGGGUUAUAAUGCAUUAAUGAAUGCUACACGAGAUGUAUUCGGAAAUAUGCCGCACUUGCAAUGGUUGGAUAUUUCUCAUAAUUUCAUACAUGAAGUAGAUUUUGAUGCUUUUAAGAAUACGAAGCAAUUGCAAUUGAUUUAUUUAUCCCAUAAUUAUUUGACGGAUAUGCCGCAAGAUAUUUUCAAGCCCAUCAAUGCUUUAAGGGUAGUAGACUUAUCUCAUAAUAAUUUGCGUGGUCUACCUGAUAACCUAUUUUAUAAUGGAGGCAUGGAAAAAUUAGACGUGUCUCACAAUUUGCUGCUUAAGAUACCAUCCUCAUCGCUCUCAAGUUUGGCCGCUUUGACUCUAUGCGAAUUGCAUCUAUCCAAUAAUUUCAUAUCCACUAUACAUAGCAUGGAUUUGUCUAAUAAAUUUCGGCCGCAUAAAUAUCGGUCUCUGCGUUACUUGGACAUUUCGUAUAAUUAUUUGCUGCGUAUCGAUGAUGCUGUAUUCGCUACUAUGCCCAAAUUGGCAGUUUUAGACCUAUCUCAUAAUCGUGAUUUGAAAGUGAUGGAUAAAUCAUUUAUGGGACUUGAGAAUUCAUUGAUUAAAUUAGGCUUGGAGAAUGUCUCAUUAAGUACUGUACCCGAGAUACGCUUAAAAUAUUUACGUGAAUUUCGUUUGGGUUAUAACGAAUUGCCAUCAAUACCACAAGAGCUUGCACACAAUAUGAGUAAUCUAAGAAUGUUGGAUUUGUCAAAUAAUGACUUGACCAAUGUGCCACUGAUGACGCAAUCAUUACCACAUUUAAGAAAGCUGAUGUUAUCUGGUAAUCCGAUCACAUCGUUAAAUAAUAAUAGCUUCGAUGGAGUGAACGAGGAUUUGGAGAUGCUAGACAUAUCCAACUUUCGUUUGCAUUAUUUUGAAUACGGCUGUUUGGAUGCACUGCCACAUUUACGUUCACUUAAACUGACCGCCUAUUCACAUUUGGAACAUUUUAAUAUACCGCAACUGUUGCGUAAUCAUUAUAAUAUACGUGAGUUGUGGAUUGAAGCGCCGCAACCGUUUACGCGUAUUGUUAAGAAGGGUUCCGGCCCGACGCAAGAAAUGCAAGCUGUACAAAUGGGCGCUCCCACUGAUUUAGAGCGCGAGAUGAGAGGACAUUUGCCGCAUAAAUUAACGAAUAUUACAUUUAGUGGUCCACAGUUUACUACAAUAAAUGAAAAUAUUUUGAAGGGCAUGCUUUCACCAUAUAUAUAUAUACAAUUGUUUAAUACUUCUUUACAAGCAUUGCCGAAUAAUUUCUUUAAAAAUAUGGGUCGUGUGCGUAACAUAUCUCUAGACAUACGCUAUCAUAACACUAUGUUAAGAAAAAUUCCAAAUCCAAAUACUGGCAGAGUACCAUAUUUACCGAAUAGUGUCUUUUUAACCGAUUUAAAAAUGUCUAAUUCCGAUUUGAAUUGCGAUUGCGAUUUAGGCUGGAUUGAAUAUUGGCAAAGAAAACGACGUCAGUAUAUAUGCUCUUCGCAAACAUGGACGGAUACCGUAUUUCGUACGUUCAUGAAUUCGCCAUGUCAAGUUUACGGCCGGCAUGAUUGCGAGGAACAUGAUGAUGAUUUGCGUGAAACUCGUUGCGAGAAUAAGGGCGGACAACAGUUAAUGGAGGCAUUGAAAUUUGAUUUAGAAUGCGGUUGGGAUAGUGCGAUCUGUCAGGAGGCCACUGUUUUGGUCUUAAUAACAUGCUUAGGUUUAUUAUUUUGGAUGUGACUGUUGUAUUGUGUGUACAAUAUAUCUAAGGAGUUCUUUGAAACGUUGGAGAGCGUCUAUGGUCAGCCAGUUGUUUAAGGAAAUAGUUUAUGAUUUAAAAAAUGCAAAUUUUAAAUCCACUUUUUUUUUUUACAAUAUAUACCGGAAGAUAUGGUAUAUGGUAUAUGGUAGAAGUUUUCUUACUUAAACAACUAACACAAUACGAAAAUAAGAAGCGUUGUUAUUAAGUCUGGUUUUAAAACAUUUCACUUCAUUGUCCUUUUAAGCAUUAUAUCCUUUUUGUAUUUGCUUAACUUUUCUUUAAAAAA